Messenger RNA from Menidia menidia (Atlantic silverside), 3624 nucleotides. Lineage: Eukaryota; Metazoa; Chordata; Actinopteri; Atheriniformes; Atherinopsidae. The record is from the annotation of a GenBank genome assembly.
AUGCUGAGAUUGAUUGAGUGGCUGGGAUGUGGAGUGGCCACCGCCCACCCUGAGAGGAUCAUUGCGCAGAGGGACACCUCACCGGCAGUGUUUGCUCAUCCUCCAGCGGGCGCAGAGAGCUCAGAGACGCGCAGUCUUCCCGCACAACCGGAAGAACAGACUGUCACCAUCAUGUCGGCGGCAACAGCCUCUGUAGUAGACGUGUCCAGAUCUGAUUUUACCAAUAAAGAUGUCCGGAAAAAAUCAGCUUCAGGUCAUCCACAGGCUCAGUGCACGCCCAUUCCCCUGCCAGCUUUGGGCACGCGAAGGAUCAUCCAAGGCAAUGGGACCAACGUGGGCACAGUCAUUUCCUUACAGUGCCCAGCCAAACACAAACUGGUGGGCAAAGACGUGAAGUGUGUCAUGGACAACAACAGCACCCACUGGGAGGGAGAAACCUACUGCAAGCCUUUGUCUCGCUACGACGACUAUGGUUUCCAAGUGGCCGUCCUGGUGUCCAUUAUAAGUUCGGGCAUCAUCUUGCUCAUGUCUGUGGCCUUCAUUACCUGCUGUUUGCUUGACUGCAUCAAGGAGGACGAAAGGAAAAAGAAGGAGAGAGAGUCCGAUGUGUGGCAACUGGAGGAGCAGGAACAGCAUCAGGAUAACAACAGAUUUGGCUUCAGUCAUAAAGGCCGAAACAACAAUAACAACAACGCCCAUGAGCAGGUGGUUCCCCUAUGGGGUACCGGUAACCCAGCCCUGUGCGAAAACAUGCGACCCUGCAGAUGUCAGCAGCCUUACGCUUACGGCCCUCCUGCCUGCACUUAUACUCCCCCGCCUCCUUUUGCAAGUCUUCCUGGACAGAACUAUGAUCAGCCUCUCCUGUUUCAAAACCUGGAUUCUCAAUUACCUCAGUACCCUGGUCCUCCUCUGUCUACCAAUCCAGCUACCAGCCAAGACCUGGUCUCAGCAGCGGGAUCAGGAUUGGUGUGGCACUAUGGGGGUCAUCACAGCAGGCCGCCACACACCCCACCAACCACAGACUCCAGCAUGGGGAGUUUAAACUCAAACAGGAAUGUAAACCCCAAAGAACUCUCCAUAAGGAUUAUAUCAGUGUAAAAAAACAUAUUGUCCAGAAGAAAAAAAACAUCCAUCAAGAACUUGUUUACUUGCCACAUAUGUACAACAGUGACUCUGCUUAAGAGGACUAUGGGAAGUGUGAACCAUGUCAGCAUGUCUCGUUGGGUUCUGUCUUCUUUUUUUUAUGUCUGCAGUGCUCCAGAGUAUGACGGCUGCACAGACAUUCAGAUUUGACAGGAUUACUGCGCGUGCCUUGUCUUGUGGAACUGUGAUGGCACACUGCCCUCUGGCGGGGAAGAAGAACCAUUGCACGUUCCGGACACCAGCCGGCUGUGUGGAUGGCAGCACGAUAAAAAUGGACUGUGGAAAGAUUUGUGCUUGAAUAAUAAUGUAGCCAAACGAUUCAGAUUAAUACUCGAGGUGUUUAUUGAGACGUAGUUCGCAAACACGCAUUGUACUAAACUGCGAAACGGCUCUGUUUUUCAAGGCCAUUGGCCUGAAUGCAAAUGUGGGGUUUGAGGAGUUUAAAUAAAUUAAGCUCUACUGCUAAUGAGUGGUGCCAUAAAGUGAGCAGAGCUUGACGGUUCAGUUUGCCUUUGCACUGGCCCCACGGCUCUGUGACUCGGAGCUUCUGCGACCAGUCCCCUGCUCCGUCCCACUACAAGCUUCCGGGUCACGUGGUCCUGUCGUCACCAGCGUGGCCGCGCGGCGCUGGGGAGCGCGCGGGACCGGAGGAGCAGCGGCCGUCGCCCCGGAUGAAGCAGGAGGCUCCGGGCCAGCCAGUCCCACGAGGCGUGUGUUUGCUCUGGCAGACUUGGGAGAGAUGGGUGUUGAGGGUUAUGAUGAGCAGCUCCAGAGUGAUGCCCCAUUCCUGUGCUGUGAUCAGAGAAUGGACACCGAGCUGGUUGAUAGACUGGUGCUGCAGCUCAACAGGAUCUACCCCCAGAUACUCAGUGACCAGGAAGCCUGCAAGUUCAGGAGACUGAGCGAGCCCGCUGAUGUGCGGCUGUCUGAGUUGCUGAAGCACCUACACGAAAAAGGGGAAGAGGCAUGUCAUGAAUUCUACCAAGCACUUCACAUCCAUGCUGAGGAAGUCUAUGCUAGCCUGCCUACCAGGAGCAGGCAAAGAGAGAUGGCAGACGCUAAAUGGACUAAGAUGACCAUCCUUCAAGAACCAUUUAUACUUAAUGAUAAAGGAACAAUGUUCUUCCUCUGCUGUUUCAGUUUUGUGGUUGGCAUUGCAGUUCUCUACUAUUAUGGAGAGGGUGAGACAUUGAGAUGCCCUGGAGCAUUUCUUCCCUGCUCUGCCGCAAGAUUUAGUAAGGAUGCUAAGGAUGUUUUCGUUUCUUAUGCAGAGGUUGGAAAAUAGAAAUAUUGAGGCCAUUAAGGUGCUGAAAUGCUUCAGAAAAAGCUCUGAAAGAGGUUCCAGAUAUGAAACUUUCCUCUUUCCUGUGCCAAAGCAUCAUACACUGCAUUUGUUCAUCAUAAGAACAUCACCAAAUCAUUUUUAACCGUGCCCAAGCAUGUCGGGCUCUGGCAAGUUGUUCGAUGAGAGAGUUGGGUCAAACCUUUGCCGUGUUUAAUACAAAUUUCUCUACUACAGUCAUGUGAUAAGUGCAAUUCCUUCUCAUUUUAAGGUUGUGUUUUACAGGACAAAAUGUAAAAAAAAUAAUUUAGUUUUAGGUGCAUGAACAUCAGGGUUAAUUUUUAAAAUUUAGUUACUGAAGAUGAAGUUCACUUGAUUAAUUGAUCAAAGAAACCCCGCCACUCCUGUAAAUGCAGUUGUUUUAACAGUUUGCCAGUUGUGAGCCUGAUGCUAGAAAAUAAAUAGUUCAAAUGAGAAGAGAACUCUUCUACUGAUGUCAUAAAAAAGACUCCUUGAAUGAUAACUUCUAAUGGAGGUUCUAUAAGCUGUUGAAUUGAAGGGUGUAUUUAGUGUUAAAUGCACAGUCUCUGCAUUUUUGUUUACUUUUUUGAUAAAUGAGUAGUAAAGAAGUUUUAUGUUGUUCAGGGGUUGUAUUUUUCUUUUUUUAGAUUUUUACACCAGCUUUUUAGACCAAGGGUUUCUUUUUUCUUAAGCGUCAUGGUCAGGGAAACCUUAGAACUGAAAGAGAGUGUGUAUGCCUUUCUUGUAACUGCUUAAAAUAUAGUCACAAAUGGCAUGUUUUAACGCACAAGAAUUGAAAUUUACAUGAUUCAUUGUAUUCAGCGCUCAUCUUCUCUGUGGGAAUUCUUGUAUGUGUAUACAGAUAUCAAUUUCGGUCUUGGAGCGUGAACCAUGGAUACAUACGCACAUGAAAACCUGUUUACUGUCACUCUAGAUUGUUUUUUUAUGUAUACAUGCCAAGAACAACAAAGGUCUCAGGAUAAGAAACUUGAAUGUCACUAACACCUUAUACAGUAAGCUAUCCUACACAAUUUCUUAAACACCUCAUCUUAAUACCAGUGCCUACCAAUCAUUUCUUUUAUCAACCAGUCACUGAACAAAGUGCAUCAUGAACAUGUUAUAUUUUCAUCAAAUAAAGCAUGAAAAGAAAUAUCACCAGGGUUUGCAUCAUCAUUUUU